AAUUCGAAUUCCGAAAUUCUUAGUCUCGAAUCUAGCUCAACAGUUUCUUAUGGCUCCGAAGAAAUCUGAAGGAAUCGCUUUACUAUCUGUUUACAGCGACGAAGAUGACGAAGAGAUGGAAGACGCCGAGGAAGAGGAAGAAGAAGACGAGCAACAGAAGAAUCAGGAAGAGAGUGAAAAACGGAUUGAAGAAGAUCAGGUAGAAGAAGCGAAUUAUAUGGAUGAAGAAGAGAGAGGAAGAGGAGGAGAAGAUUCUAGAACGCCGAGGUUGUUAGAUGGUAAUGGAGCUUCUUCUAGUGCUCACGCGACGCCUCGGUCACUGGAUAACGAUGAAUCGUCGAGUCGAAUGAUUGGUGAGUUUGGAGUUGCUGAUGGUGAGAGAGGUGAUGAUGCUUCAGAGGAAAGUAGUGAUACGUUAUUGGAUCAGUUUCUUCCGCCACGACCGAGAGAGAAGUGCUCGGAGGAGUUGCAAAGGAAAAUAGAUAAGUUUCUGAGCUUGAAAAAGAUGGGGAAAAGUUUCAAUUCAGAAGUAAGGAAUAGGAAGGAAUACAGGAAUCCUGACUUCCUAUUACAUGCUGUGUCUUACCAAGACAUUGACCAGAUUGGUUCGUGUUUCAGUAAAGAUGUAUUCGACCCCUAUGGAUAUGACCCAAGUGACUUCUGCGAUGCGAUAGAAAUUGACAUGAAGCAUGAGAGGGAAAGGAAGGAACAAGAAAGCAAGAAGAACCAAAAGCUUGACUUUGUUUCUGCUGGUACUCAACCUGGGGCAAUUUUCGCUGCUCAAAAGCCUAACAUCCCCAUUCCAGGUAUUCCAGCUUUAGUUACUAGUGGAUUGCCUUCUGUACCAACCGAAAUCGCUGCUCGUGAUGGUAGACCGAACAAGAAAUCCAAAUGGGAUAAGGUUGAUGGGGACGUAAAGAAUCCUCCUCUAGCAGCUGCGACUCAGGAUUCCCUAUCCUCAAUCCGGUCUAAUGCAGCUCUUGUAUCUGCUGCAAGUACUGGUUCUGGAUACUCAGCUUUUGCGCAACAACGGAGACGAGAGGUGGAAGGAAGAAGAUCUUCCGAGAGGAAACUGGAGAGAAGAAGUUGAGACAUAUAACCAGAAGCCUUUUUAUGUUGUGAUUCUUGUAGCAAGAGUUUCUAAAGAGGUUCUAGUUCAAUGUUUCAUAACGAGUACAAACUUAGAAUCAAUGAUAUACAGUGCC
Arabidopsis arenosa is the source of this 1205-nucleotide messenger RNA. NCBI's taxonomy places the organism in Eukaryota, Viridiplantae, Streptophyta, Magnoliopsida, Brassicales, Brassicaceae. The record is from the annotation of a GenBank genome assembly.